GCCAAUUGCAUAUCACGACCCCUUUUCUAUCUUUUAGUAAGAUGAAAGAUCAUCAUCAUCAUCAUCAUCAUUCAUUCCGUGAACUAAUGAUAGUAUGCAUCGAGACUUUAGCUAUCUACUACAGCAGCACGGUCGUAUGCUAAGUGUUAGUUUCGCAAAUCACUAACUGAUUAAGCAAAUGUUAGAAGCCGACGAUACAUUUGGAGAAGCAUUCGAAUACCGAAUUUGAAGUCCGGAAAUGUCGGUUUAGCUAUGCUCUCCGAACUAAGAAUUGCUAUAUUCCUACCUACUUGACAUUUUAGAAUCUCGAAAACCUCUACCAUUAGGCCAAUUAGGAGCUAAGAUGAUGCACAAUCAGCUCAGCUGACCCCCAGUAGACUUAACAGCUGCAUACAUGUAGAUAGAUUAGAGGAGAGUGACCCGAAGACACAUCUACUUAAUAAAACUGGUCUAGAUCUUCCGCCGUUCCUGGGACACGCGGGAUUCUGGGGUUAUAAUCCUCCUUUUAACGCCGGCGAUCGGCACAAUGCAGGGUCGAUAUUCGGCAGAUGAGUUGACGAGGUUAGCUACCUGCGGGGUAGACGAUAGCCCUUGGCUGCACGAUAUAUGAGUGGCAGAUAUAAAUAAGAUGAUCUAAGAACGGAGUACCAUAUUUGGUUCCCUAAUGCUUGGUCGAUUCAUCUGUUAGAUCUUUACGCCAUGUCCUUUUUAGAUGAGGCUCAGUCAGACGUGCCGCUUCUUUCGGAGAAGCACUCCGGUAUCCCGGAGUUCCUACUAGAGAAAGCCCGCGAGGCCAAAGCCGGCAUCUUUGAAACAAGAACAAAACCCAAGGCCACGAAGGAUAGGCGACCUGUUAUCCCUCCUGGUGUUGAAGAGCAGGUGUUUGUUACUGCGCUUGGUGAACUUGGGAAGCAGCUGGGCCAGGAUAAUGUCGAACGUAAUGACAAGCCGUUAAAAGAUGGGUGGUACAUGGAACAUCCGAACACCCAUGACCUAAUGACAAUCCUCGAUGAAGAGGAACUGGUACCGUCAGCGAUGGUCUAUCCUGGAAGUACUGAAGAAGUCCAGCAAGUUGUUCUAUGGGCGAACAAGUACCACAUACCCAUUUUCCCCAUCUCAAUGGGUCGAAAUCUGGGAUAUGGCGGUGCAGCUCCUCGAGUGCGUGGAUCCGUCCUUGUUGAUCUUGGCAGACGCAUGAACAAAAUACUUGACAUUAGCCCGGAAGAUUAUACGUGUCUUCUUGAGCCGGGUGUCUCCUUCUACGCUCUUCAUGAGGCGAUCAAGACAAAGGGAUACGAUCAUCUUUGGAUUGAUGUCCCAGAUGUCGGCGGUGGUUCUGUCAUAGGGAACACUGUAGAUCGCGGCGUUGGAUACACGCCUUACGGAGACCAUUGGGCGUGCCAUUCGGGUUUAGAGGUCGUACUUCCAACGGGAGAGGUCAUCCGAACGGGUAUGGGCGCUCUUCCGGGUAAUAAUACUUGGCAGAUGUUUCCUUAUGGGUUUGGCCCAUAUUCUGAUGGAAUUUUCUCGCAGUCUAACUUUGGCAUUGUGACCAAGAUGGGAAUGACGUUGAUGCCGAACCCAGGCGGACAUGAAGGCUUCAUGUACACAUUUCAAAAGGAAGAAGAUCUUAAUCAGCUAAUCGAGAUCAUUCGUCCGCUCCGAAUCAGCAAUAUCCUAGAGAAUGUUGCACAACUGCGCCAUGUCACGCAAACUAUCGCAGUCCGCGGUAGACCGCGAACCGACUUUUAUAAAGGUGAGGGUACGAUUCCGGAUAGUGUGGUCCACGAAGUUGCGGCCGCUCUACCCAUUGGUGACCAUACGUGGGCUUACUAUGGCAUGUCGUAUGGUCCCCCACAUAUCCGCCAGUAUAAGCUCUCUAUUAUCGACACCGAAUUCAAGAAAGUCCCGGGUGCUCGCCGGAUUGAUCCGUCGACGCUGCCACCGGAUGAGUAUUUUUGGGCUAGGGACCGCAUCGCCUCAGGUACUCCCGAACUUCAUGAGUUACGUUGGGUCAAUUGGAUGCCCAACGGCGCCCAUAUCGCAUUUUCGCCUGUCAGCCCAAUCCGUGGCACCGACGCGACCAAGUUGUUCAAACUAGCUAAGAAAAGACAUGACGAGUUCGGGGUUGACCUGUUCCCGGCGUUCUGCGUCGGCCUGCGCGAAAUGCAUCUCAUCGUCGAGCUUGUAUAUGAUCGCGCAGAUCCUAAGCGCCGACAAGAUGUGCUAGACUGCUUGCGACAUCUAGUAGACGACGCGGCGGCAUGUGGGUAUGGAGAAUAUCGAACGCAUCUGGUGCUCAUGGAUCAGGUCGCCGGGACAUAUAACUGGAACGACGGUGCACUAAUGAAGUUCCACGAGAAGUUGAAGGAUGCGCUGGAUCCUAACGGCAUCAUGGCUCCCGGGCGCUGUGGUAUCUGGCCAAAGAAGUAUAGGAACCGAGGGUGGGAGAUGACGAAAGCUAGCGGUGGGAAUUCUCAAGGCCAUGGCGUUGCGCUACCUUCAUAGGGUGGUCAGCCUGCUCUGCCGUUAUUAGAUGAGAGUUCCAAUUAAACGGCACAUAAGAGAACUACAAGCCAUCGAAAUAAGCUACCUUCAGAACAGGCUCUCGACAGUUGUGGAUCGAACAGGAUAUUGUCGAAUCAUGUUCACAAAUAUAAUUUCGUAAACUCUCACUUGCUUCCAUUUUAUCAACAUACCCCAAGGGUCUAUGUUGCUUUCGAAUGGCUUAGAAGCCAACAGCAAUGAUCAUGAGAUGCUAUGAACCAAAGCAGUCAUGUCCAGUCAGAUGGAUCCGAUAUAUCAAUAUAUCAGUUCCAACAACUCGGAAUAACCGGUUAGGUCGACCUGUAUAGAUAAAAAGCAAACAAUAGUGUCCAAACCGAGGACACACUCAUUGGUUCCCUGUCCAAAUAGGUUGUUCUUGGUGUUACACGACAUGUAUUAUAAAGUACGUCCCUUCCAAUAAGGACCGGCCCCAUGCAAACAACUAUCGUCAUGCACGACGACGUGUAAGGGGGUUAGUUAGGGCUUUACCUUACGGGUAUUUCUUAUACCUUUAAAGUCACGAUCUCUACACUCUUUUAUACUUAGUAUUAG
Molecule: messenger RNA, 3099 nt
Organism: Daldinia loculata
Lineage: Eukaryota; Fungi; Ascomycota; Sordariomycetes; Xylariales; Hypoxylaceae
Product: putative vanilly-alcohol oxidase
Exons: 8
Coding region: 700-2508 (602 amino acids)
Biological process (GO): lactate catabolic process
Cellular component (GO): mitochondrion
Molecular function (GO): FAD binding; D-lactate dehydrogenase (cytochrome) activity; D-lactate dehydrogenase (NAD+) activity
Source: RefSeq, a predicted model, not a curated record